Messenger RNA from Sus scrofa (pig), 2612 nucleotides. Lineage: Eukaryota; Metazoa; Chordata; Mammalia; Artiodactyla; Suidae. The record is from RefSeq and is a predicted model, not a curated record.
GGGACACCUGGGAGCAGCUGCAGCUGCAGCAUCAGGAGAAAGGUAACCACAGGCCGCGGAUGUGACAGUGCGGAAAAGUGCCUCAUUGUCCCACCACUUCACCAGCUGGCUGCAAAUAGACCCUCCUCCAGGGACUUCCAACCUCUGCCCACUUGCGCACUGGCGGCGCCCCUUGGGUUGGUUGGUUACUCUGACGUUCAGUUUACUUAUCUGUAAAUUGAGACUGAGACUGUCUUUAAGCAGCUUAACAUGGGGAGAGAGGACGCGGGCAAGCAAUAAAUACCGAAGUAGACAUAACCAUAAACUCACAGGUAAGUGCUGGCAAGAGCAGAGAUAGAGAAGGAAGGGCGCAGGUAAACUUCUGAAAUCAGAAAAGGCCCGGCUGAAUAAAGAUAACCAAUGCAGCCAGAAUGACAAGCAAAAGCCAAAAAUCGAAGAUUUAGGGGGAAGAGUGGGCCAGGGAGUCCGAUCAGCAACUGCCAACUCCAAAAGUUCUGACAAAGGAAUGGAAAGAGGCCAGUACUGUCUUGGUGAGGGCAUAAGGUGUCAAGACAUUAUGAGUUGUGCUAAGACCUGUCAAGAAAGGCUGUAGGGAGGAGUCAAUAAACAGUUGUAAAGGGCAUCUGAUAAAUGACGUGGCUGCUUUAAAAGUGGCCAUAAUAAUUGUUUUUGUAUUCCAUGCUAGCACAUCGCCAGGGGCUUUAAGUACCUUCAUUAUGCCAAUCAUGUAAUUUAAUUUACUACCUGGAAACCCUGUUGGUCAUGUGACACUGUCCACUGGAGAAAGGCUCAGGUCACGCCCCUGAAAAUGGGAGUCACCUUCAGAUGGUGAAAACCAAGGGUAUUGUACCACACUCCCAUCUGAACAGGCAGGCACAGGUGGAAAGUGUCAUUUUGCAGUCUCUCUGGGGCACUCCUCAGAUGUGUGUUGGAAGGCUGGCUUGUUCUCUCUAGGUCUCAGUUUCUCAAUCUGGGACUAGUGGGAAGAUUAAAGGGGAUAAUCUGUGGUAGGGUACCUGGCACAGAAGAACGGCCCAGCAAACAUGAACUGUUGUUAUUUGUCAGUGUCUUUAUCUUCCUCCCUUCCUAGGGGGGGAUAUGUUCCCCCCCUACCUGGUCCUCCAUCCUUAGACUUGAAAGACUCCGUCCUUGGUCCGUGGGGAAAGUGGCGCUGUUUCUGCGACCUGGGCAAGCAGGAGCGCAGCCGCGAGGUGGUGGGCACAGCGCCCGGCCCGGUGUUCAUGGACAGCGAGAAUCUAGUGCAGGUGCGGCCCUGCAGGCAACGGGAUUGUUCAUCCUGCGAGCCGAAAGACUGCGACUGGAGGCCCUGAGCCCAGCCCCGGAGGUGUCCAGAGACACCAGGGCGGAGCUUGGAAAGCGACCCGCCCACCCUGUUUCCCAAACCCAGGGAACACUGGUCAACCUCGGGAACUACAAUUCCCAGGAAGCCACACGGCAGCGGUGUCGGCGUCGGCUGCACAAACGUCACCGGCGGCGGGAGCGUUGGGGGCGUGUCCUGGACGACAAUUGGUCGAGAGCUAGUACCGCUUCGGGGCCUGCGGAAAAGGGGCGCCAAGAACUUUCCUUGCAGACUUCAUUCCUGCGGCUGGUGGCGGCAGCCGAGACGUCAUGGAUCUCAGCGAGCUGGAAAGAGACAAUACGGGCCGCUGUCGCCUGAACUCGCCUGUGCCCGCUGUGUGCCUCAAGGAACCCUGCGUCCUGGGCGUCGAUGAAGCGGGCCGGGGCCCGGUGCUGGGCCCCAUGGUCUAUGCCAUAUGCUAUUGCCCUCUGUCCCGCCUGGCAGAUCUGGAGGCCCUGAAAGUGGCAGAUUCAAAGACCCUGUCAGAGAGCGAGCGGGACAGGCUCUUUGCGAAAAUGGAGGAGGACGGAGACUUUGUGGGCUGGGCAUUGGACGUGCUAUCUCCAAAUCUCAUCUCUACCAGCAUGCUUGGGCGGGUUAAAUACAAUCUGAACUCUCUGUCCCAUGAUACAGCCACUGGGCUGGUGCAGUAUGCAUUGGACCAGGGUGUGAAAGUGGCCCAGGUGUUUGUGGACACUGUGGGGCUCCCAGAGACAUACCAGGAGCGGUUGCAGCAGCGCUUUCCUGACAUUGAGGUGACAGUCAAGGCCAAGGCAGAUGCCCUCUACCCUGUGGUCAGCGCUGCCAGUAUCUGUGCCAAGGUGGCUCGAGACCAGGCUGUGAGGAAUUGGCAGUUUGUGGAGAAACUACAGGACCUGGACACUGAUUAUGGCUCAGGCUACCCCAAUGAUCCCAAGACCAAAGCUUGGUUGAGGAAGCACGUGGACCCUGUGUUCGGCUUCCCCCAGUUUGUCCGGUUCAGUUGGCGCACAGCCCAGAGCAUCCUGGAGAAGGAGGCAGAAGAUGUUACAUGGCUUGCUGAGCAACUGGAAGUUCUCAGAACCUGAAAUCUUCAGGCCUGCUUGAAAUGUCCUUCACUGUGGCCUGAUCAUCUGCCUCAUUCUUCCAUGAAUGCCUGUUUAUCCUCCUGCUCACAUUAACACAGCACAUAGACAACAUCAUCAACAACAGCGAUCACGGAUGACUUCUUCAUUUAUUGAGUGUUAAUUACAUGUCAAGCACUUUCCAAGCA